UCCUCUCUUUGGUUACACUAUCCAGUCACCACCCAACACUCACAUUUCCUCUUCUCCUUCACUUGUUCCAUGUUUUAAGCUAAUGUUUGAAAAGAGCCCACUUAAACUUUCUUGCUAGCUGCUGCUUUGGGACCCUCUCACUUCGACCAUGGCCUCUGCUGCCCUUUCUGUAGCCAAGCCAUCCCUUCAGGCGAACGGAAAGGGUUUUGCAGAAUUCUCCGGCCUUCGCAACUCCGCCUCGGUCUCAUUCGGGAGGAAGAACUCGGAUGACUUCCUCUCCGUCAUUGCCUUCCAGACCUCAGCAGUGGGAAGCAAUGGUGGAUACAGAAAGGGAGUGGUAGAGGCAAAGCUGAAGGUGGCCAUUAACGGGUUCGGCAGGAUCGGCCGCAACUUCCUGAGGUGCUGGCAUGGCCGCAAGGACUCGCCCCUCGACGUCAUUGCCAUCAACGACACCGGCGGUGUCAAGCAAGCCUCCCACCUCCUCAAGUACGACUCCACCCUUGGCAUCUUCGAAGCUGAUGUCAAGCCCGUGGGCACUGAUGGCAUCUCGGUUGACGGCAAGGUCAUCAAGGUCGUCUCUAACCGCAAUCCCGUCAACCUCCCCUGGAAGGACAUGCAGAUUGACCUCGUGAUUGAGGGAACGGGAGUUUUCGUCGACAGGGAAGGCGCAGGGAGGCACAUUGAGGCUGGGGCGAAGAAGGUGCUCAUCACCGCGCCCGGCAAGGGCGACAUCCCGACAUACGUCGUCGGGGUCAAUGCUGACCUCUACAACCCAGCCGAGCCCAUCAUUAGCAAUGCCUCUUGCACCACUAACUGCCUCGCCCCCUUCGUCAAGGUCCUCGACCAGAAGUUCGGCAUCAUCAAGGGCACCAUGACCACCACCCACUCAUACACCGGCGACCAGAGGCUGCUUGACGCGAGCCACCGUGACCUCAGGCGUGCCAGGGCCGCCGCCCUGAACAUCGUGCCGACCUCCACUGGGGCAGCCAAGGCCGUGGCCCUUGUCCUGCCUAGCCUCAAGGGCAAGCUCAACGGGAUCGCCCUCCGCGUGCCGACCCCGAAUGUCUCGGUGGUCGACCUCGUCGUGCAGGUCACCAAGAAGACCUUCGCGGAGGAGGUCAAUGCGGCCUUCAGGGAGAGCGCCGACAAGGAGCUCAAUGGCAUCCUCUCGGUGUGCGACGAGCCCCUCGUCUCCGUCGACUUCCGGUGCUCCGACGUGUCGUCCACCGUCGACGCGUCGCUGACCAUGGUCAUGGGGGAUGACAUGGUCAAGGUGAUUGCCUGGUACGACAAUGAGUGGGGCUACUCUCAGAGAGUGGUGGAUUUGGCAGACAUUGUUGCCAACAACUGGAAGUGAAAAAUCAAAUCUGGACAACAUCAUCAUCAUCAUCAUCUUGGAGCUGGUUUUGUUUCCCACUCAACAAAAGUCAAGUAAUUUGGAUUUUUAGAAAAUUACCUAUUCUCUUCUUUUUUAAUCUGUAAUGUGACUGAGAAUUGCGGAACCCCUUCUCUUUUCUUCUCUUUAUUUAUGAAAUAAUUUACCUUUUGUUCA
Molecule: messenger RNA, 1552 nt
Organism: Syzygium oleosum
Lineage: Eukaryota; Viridiplantae; Streptophyta; Magnoliopsida; Myrtales; Myrtaceae
Product: glyceraldehyde-3-phosphate dehydrogenase A, chloroplastic
Exons: 5
Coding region: 149-1357 (402 amino acids)
Biological process (GO): glucose metabolic process
Cellular component (GO): chloroplast; apoplast
Molecular function (GO): NADP binding; NAD binding; glyceraldehyde-3-phosphate dehydrogenase (NAD+) (phosphorylating) activity
Source: RefSeq, a predicted model, not a curated record